Molecule: messenger RNA, 1155 nt
Organism: Owenia fusiformis
Lineage: Eukaryota; Metazoa; Annelida; Polychaeta; Sabellida; Oweniidae
Source: the annotation of a GenBank genome assembly
AGAUUAGGGAAGGCAUUAGACAUUUUGAGCAAGAUUUAGGAAGGCAUUAGAAAUUUUGAGCAAGAUUUAGGAAAACAUUAGACAUUUUGAGCAAGAUAAGGGAAGGCAUUAGACAUUUUGAGCAAGAUUUAGGAAGGCAUUAGAAAUUUUGAGCAAGAUUUAGGAAAACAUUAGACAUUUUGAGCAAGAUUAGGGAAGGCAGAAUGACUGGCAUUUGAGAACAGGAUUAACAGAAACUGCUAUUUAAGGCAGGAAGAAUGUUUCCAAGUCAGUUUCGACUUCAAUUAUUAUAGCAACAAUACAUAUAGUAAUCUACUUCUACUACUAAAGAGGCCAAGUGAUCCAGAUAGUCAACAACAGGAUGCCGGCGCCAUCCAGGCCAUGUAUAGAGUGCAAGAGGACAGUUCGUCCAAAGCAAGACUCUCUGACCUGUGCAGUAUGCUCUGGAAGACAACACAGAACUUGCAGUCCUCUAUUUUCAAGAGAAGAGUAUUGGUCCAUGAAGCGUAAUGGGGACCUUAUCAUGUGGAGAUGCAACAAUUGUCAACACCGCAACCUAGAGGACCUGCUUAAUAGUGCCAGUGAAAUUUCACAGGGGACAAAUUCAUCAAUAGGAGUUCCUGCCGCAGAGAGCACUGCGAUUCAACAUGAAUUGGGUGAGACCCAUGUCACACCACCAUCCCUGCAAGAAUAUAGCGUACAAAUCCGGAACAUUACAGAGCCAAUGGAAGCCUCGUUUAAUGUUGACAGACCAUUUGAUGUGCCGGAUAGGGAUCAAGCUGAUACGUUAAUGGAGGAUCAGCUGCCUGAUAAUGUCGCCCCUGUCGAACCAGUUGCAGUGACAUAUGAAGUCAUCUGCCAAGCUUCACAGCGGGGCAAUCAAAAGCUUGUGGAUUCUACAGGAUAUACAUACACCGUUAAAGCCAAGACUGACUCUCGUAUUUCCUGGCGAUGCAGUAUUCGUAACAAGAUUACCCUUUGUCCAGCUAGGGUCACCCAGCGUGGGUCAUCAUUUACCAGAGGCCCACAGCUUCACAUCCAUGAGCCGAAUAUGGAUGCUGUAAGUCGCAUCAAGGUUGUUCUUGAUGUGAAAAAGACAGCUAAGGAAUCUAUGUACAGAUCUGCUUCAAACAUCGUGGAGGAUGUACUCGUGAG